Molecule: messenger RNA, 1426 nt
Organism: Cuscuta campestris
Lineage: Eukaryota; Viridiplantae; Streptophyta; Magnoliopsida; Solanales; Convolvulaceae
Source: the annotation of a GenBank genome assembly
AAAUCCAAAGACUCCUCCUUUCCCCGGCAGCUUUUCCGGCGGAGAAACCGGCCAUUGCACCUCACAGAAAAAAGCUUUUCUCGGAACUCUUUUCCCCUGAUGAUCACCCGAUUGGCACUGUUGGUGGUUUCCACCAUGGGAACCCCUCAGUUUCUUUUUCCCAUGAUGAGAUCCGUUCCCUUGCAGACAAAUUCCAACACUCUCUUAUUGGAAGAUCCAGAGCCUCCAUCCCCAUCUCUGCCAUUAGGAAUACUCUGAAAGUCAUUAGCUUUAAAAAUGUCAAUCUCAGGAGUCUCACCAGGUAUGACACCCUAUUCUCCUUUGCUAAUGAGAAUGACUACAUCAGAUUUUUCCUGCGAAGAUCUUGGCAGUUUGGGAGCCACACCCUCGAUAGGUAAGCCUAUCAAAAUGGACGAACAUACAACAUCAGGUGCUCGAAUGGAGAGACCUAGGAUUUGCAUUGAGGUAGAUGUCUCCAAACCUCUACCUCCAUAUGUACAUGCCAGGCUGGGUGACAAGGACCAUAUUUUCCCUUUAUCCUAUGAGAAUUUACCAUCCUUCUGCCAUUCAUGCUUGAAACUUGGGCAUGCCUUGCAAAGUUGCCUUAGUCGGGGAUUUGCCGGCAGGAAAGUCCACAACAUCGGCAAGGAUAAGGUGGCAGGGGCUAGAGAUGAAGAUGCUGGUUGGAUUGUGGUUCAAGGAAAAAAGAACAAGCAACAAACGACAAAGGAUAAAGUUACCCACUUCUGGAAAAGAAAAGCUGGCCCUGCUCCGUGGUAUUCUUGCCAAGCACUGGCCUCCAAACCCAUAUUGCCCCACCCAACCCCUGUUCCUCCCAUCCCUCACCCCAAUGCUCUCUCCUUGCCAGAUGGUCCACAGCUCACUCCCUUAUUUGAUGAUUCUGAGGCCGGUGGAAGCAAAGAUGAUUCCAUGACGGACUUUAUUUCCCAAGAUCCAACCCUUACCAUCCUUCACUCCCUUGGUUUACAUGAUCUUUACCCUUCGGAUUUCUCACAGGAGGAUUUGGUGGAGCUGCAUUGUCACUCAGAAGGAGAAUACGAGCCUUUCAUUAAAGGGGAACUUCUUCCACUCCACUUAAACAUUGCUAAGCAUGUAUCUAAAGGGGUUGGUGCACCUAGGGGGCCUAGAAAAAAGAGGAGCUACCCACCAAGCAAUAUCCUCACCAGAAGCCAGAAACUUGGCAUUGGCGUCCCUCAUCCCGUUAACCUAUGAAGCUCUUAUUCUGGAAUAUCCGUGGGAUUGCCUCGUCUCUUCACAGGCUUAAAUCCCUUCUCAAUAUCCAUUCUCUCCCCUUCCUUUCAGUCCUUGAACCUCUGGUUGAUUGUAAUAAACUUCCCUUCUUUAACCUCUCUCUGGGGUUCUCCCAUUGCAUGGCAAACCCUUCUAAUAAAAUUUGGAUCUUCUG